AUGAGCUCGCCGCAGAAGAAGACCGCCGCCGCAACAGAGGGUAACCUCUCUGUUGCUCAGUACCAUGAGCGCCAGCAGGUAAAGCGCGACGCGCUCGCUGCAAAGGCCGCGUCGGGGACAACUCAACCAGAGAUUGUCCUCGAAGGUUCUUCUGUAGUCAACGACGCCGUUGACUUCGAGGACGGCGACGUGGAGAUGGAAGAGGGCGAGGCCUCUUCUAGCAAGCGCAUGGAGUCUAUCGACAGCGAUAGUCUCGACCCGCAUGCCGGGUCGAGACGCCCUCGUGAAGGAGACGACUCGGACGCUUCGAGCUCAAAGCGUUCGCGCGGCGAGAGCGACACUCCGCUCUCUGCUGCUGGGGCUUUAAGCUCUCCGCGUGAGGUGGCGCCUUCAAGCUCUCCGCGCGCUGCUCAGGCAGCGCGCGAUCCGUGGAUGCCGUCUGCCUCAGAGAUCGCAGACCGUGUGGGCAACACUGUGCCUCCAAACGAAAUCCCGCUGUACGUAUGCAGCGGUAUCCACGACGAUGCUGUGGCGGAGGAGCAGCACUUCGAUCCGUUAACGAAUCCAAGGCGCGAUUACUAUAUCGGACUCUUUCACGAGCUCCGAUACUUCUCCAGCAAGAAGACCUCUUCUCGCAGCAAAGUGCCUGAGUGGCAGGCACUUUGUCAAAGUUGGAAUGCUUUUGUUGAGAACUUCAACAAGAAGCCGGCUGCUUACCGUGAGCGGGUUAAGCACGCCCGUGAACACUUCGAGACAUUCUCGACGCGCGGGAGGUUGGAGCAGCUCCACAGAUCCUCUGUGGACGCUGGUAUUCCAUGCGCUGUGCCCGAAGGCCAUCAGUGCACGUUGUGUCUUCCGGGUGCGGUGCGCUUGAGCGACCGCGACCUAAACGGGUACACGACGAUUCGUGUACCUGAGAGUCUCAAGGAUCUCCGUGCCAAGUUCUUGGCACGCGAGGAACGCGACGAUCGUGGGACCUCGGGCGCUGUAGGUGACCACAGCUCUCGCACUACCUUCGCGUCGGCACGUGUUGAGCCGCGGGCGUCGCGGAUCGGAGGCGGCGGUGGUGGGAACACGCCCUGGGUAUGGUCAACCUGGGGUGACCUUGGCCCGACGCUCGAGGAGCGGGUCGCUGCUGUGGAACAGCAUCAGAGCCGGGAGUUCACCGCUCUGAAGCAGGAGGUGGCGAUCCUGAGGGCUCAAGUCGCUCAGGCUUCGCAGACCGCGUCGGACAUCUCUGUCGACGUGGGAGGUCGCGUCGCACGCUUGGCCCAGCGCGUUCACGCGCUGGAGCAGAGGUUCGCUCCCGCUGGGGCUUCCGCUUCGAGCCAGCCGAGCUAG
Molecule: messenger RNA, 1341 nt
Organism: Phytophthora sojae
Lineage: Eukaryota; Oomycota; Peronosporomycetes; Peronosporales; Peronosporaceae
Exons: 2
Coding region: 1-1341 (446 amino acids)
Source: RefSeq, a predicted model, not a curated record